Molecule: messenger RNA, 614 nt
Organism: Phascolarctos cinereus (koala)
Lineage: Eukaryota; Metazoa; Chordata; Mammalia; Diprotodontia; Phascolarctidae
Gene: FGF2
Product: fibroblast growth factor 2
Molecular function (GO): growth factor activity
Source: RefSeq, a predicted model, not a curated record
GGGGGCCGCGGGCAGGGCGGGAGCCAGCUGGCCUCGAGGCUGGGGGGCCGCGGGAGGGGCCGCGCCCCUCUGCGGCUGGCAGCUCGGGGGGCCCGGGCAGCGGCGCCAGGCCCGUCCCGCAGCGGCGGCAUGGCCGCGGGCAGCAUCACCACGUUGCCGGCCCUGUCCGGGGAUGGAGGCGGCGGGGGCGCCUUCCCCCCGGGCCACUUCAAGGACCCCAAGCGGCUGUACUGCAAGAACGGGGGCUUCUUCUUGCGCAUCCAUCCCGAUGGUCAUGUGGACGGCAUUCGCGAGAAGAGCGACCCGCACAUUAAACUACAACUUCAGGCAGAAGAGAGAGGAGUGGUAUCCAUUAAAGGAGUAUGUGCCAAUCGCUAUCUUGCCAUGAAGGAGGAUGGCAGAUUACUGGCUCUGAAAUGUGUGACCGAAGAGUGUUUCUUCUUUGAACGUCUGGAGUCUAACAACUACAAUACUUAUCGCUCGAGGAAAUAUUCCAAUUGGUACGUGGCACUGAAACGCACAGGGCAGUACAAGCUUGGCUCUAAGACUGGACCGGGGCAGAAAGCCAUCCUUUUCCUUCCCAUGUCUGCUAAGAGCUGAUUGGCACGGGGCCC